Aphidius gifuensis is the source of this 3973-nucleotide messenger RNA. RefSeq names its product transportin-3-like. Gene Ontology annotation, cellular component: cytoplasm; nuclear membrane. Lineage: Eukaryota; Metazoa; Arthropoda; Insecta; Hymenoptera; Braconidae. The transcript has 7 exons. Gene Ontology annotation, biological process: protein import into nucleus. The record is from RefSeq and is a predicted model, not a curated record. Gene Ontology annotation, molecular function: small GTPase binding. Bases 159 to 3029 code for a protein of 956 amino acids.
AUAUGCGUGGUGGUGGUUGUCUUGUGUUGUCAGUUUGUCACUGCCAAUAGUGCCAAUUUUAAUAAGUGUAAUUAAAUAAUAAAUAAAAAAAAUUUACCUAUAAUAAUUGAAUGGAUAUUAAUAUAUUAAAUAAUAGAAAAUAACAUACUUUAUGAAGUAUGAAUUCACCACCAGAAUUAGACACAGUUUAUCAAGCUGUUUACACAUUAUACACUAAUCCAGAUCCAACUGAAAAAGAAAAAGCGUCAGCAUGGCUCGGCGAAUUACAAAAAUCAGUGUAUGCAUGGAAAGUAUCAGACGAAAUGCUUCAACAAAAACGAGAUUUAGAAUCUUGUUAUUUUGCUGCUCAAACAAUGAGAACAAAAAUUGAAUUAUCAUUUCAUGAAUUACCCACUGAUGCACAUACAUCACUUAGAGAUUCAUUGCUUCAACACAUAUCACAAAUAAAUGAGCAUACAAAUACAAUAAUAGUUACUCAGUUAUCAGUAGCACUUGCUGAUUUAGCUUUACAAAUGUCAUCAUGGCAAUCACCAGUUAUUGAUUUAAUCAACAAAUUUGGUGGUAAUCAAAGCAGCCUGUGGCCACUGUUAGAAGUCAUGACAGUACUUCCAGAAGAAAUAAAUUCAAGAUUUCUCAGGCUAGGAGCAAAUAGAAGACAAUGUGUAGUGAUGGAUCUUUCAAAUGCUGUCGACACAGUUAUUAAGUUUUUGAGUAUGUGUUUAAAAAAUGGUAAUGAUAAUGUACAAAUUAACACAAGAAUAUUAAGAUGUUUUAAAAGUUGGGUAAAUGUUCAUGCUAUACCAUUGCAAUCAAUACCAAAUAAUGACGUUGUUGCAUAUGCCUUUCAGGUAUUGGGAAAUUAUCAAUCAUGCUCACAAUUACAUGAAGCAGCAACUGAUUGUAUUUGUAUAAUACUUCAAGAAUUAGAAGAAGAAAAUUGUCAUACAAAAAUAACAAUUGAAUAUACAACAUGCCUGCAACAAUUACAAUUGGGUUUAUUUACAAAUGUAAUGUCACUUGAACAACCAUAUCAUUUAUCAGUUGCACAUGAAGAAAAUGAAAAAUCAAUAAAUUAUUGUCGUAUAUUUACUGAAUUAGCUGAAACAUAUUUAAAUACAAUUGUACUUGGUAGUACUGUUGAUAAAAAACAUUAUGCUAUUAAAAUAUUAGAUCUUGUAUUAAUGUGUGUUGGUCAUCAUGAUUAUGAAGUUGCAUUAAUAACAUUUAAUUUAUGGUACAGAUUAUCAGAAUGUUUGUAUCGUAAAAAUAAUGAUGAUUUAAAUACAAUAUUUAGACCACAUAUAGAAAGAUUAAUUGGUGGUCUUUGUAAACAUUGUCAAGUUGAACCAGAUCAUCUUGGUUUAAUUGAAGAUGGUAGUGGUGGUGAAGAUUUAGUUGAUUUUCGUGGACGUGUUUCUGAAUUAAUAAAAGAUGUUGUAUUUGUUGUUGGUAGUAGUCAUUGUUUUCGUCAAAUGUUUACAACAUUAACUGGUACAAAUGAUAAUCAACAAGGACAAUCAACAAUAACAAGACAACCAACAUGGGAUUUAACUGAAGCAGCAUUAUUUAUAAUGCAAGCUGUUGCUAAAAAUAUAUUACCUGAAGAAAAUGAUGUUGUACCAAAAGUUGUUGAGGCAAUAUUAAAUGUACCAGAUAAUACACAUAUUGCUGUACGACAUACAAGUAUAUUAUUACUUGGUGAAUUAUGUGAAUGGAUUAAUAGUCAUCCACAAUCACUUGAGCCAAUAUUAAAUUUUUUAUUAUCAUGUUUAAAUCAAAAAGGAUUAGCAAGUGCAUCAUCAAGUGCAUUACACAGUAUAUGUACAGCAUGUCCAGAACAUAUGGCAUCACAUUUUCCUGGUUUAUUACAAAUUGCACGUUCACUUGAUACAUUUCCAAUAAGUAAUGAAGCUGCUGUUGGUUUAUUAAAAGGUGUAUCAUUAAUACUUGCUAGAUUACCAACAAAUGAAAUAAGCACAGCAAUGAAAGAGUUGUGCUGGUUUCAAGCUAAACCACUUUGUCAACUUGUUGAAUUACAAGGUAUACCAUUAGAACGUGGUACUAAAACAGAUCCAGUAUUGUGGCUUGAUAGAUUAGCAGCAAUAUUUAGACAUACAAAUCCAUCAAUUGAUAAUUCAUGUGAUAUACAUCCUUGUCAAUCAACAAUAACUGAUAUGUGGCCAGUAUUUUCAAGUGUAUUUAAUAAAUUUCAAGAUGAUCCAAGAAUUAUGGAAAGAUGUUGUCGUUGUUUAAGAUAUGCUGUACGUUGUAUUGGACAACAUGCUGUACAUUUACUUGAAUCAAUUGUCGAACAAAUUGUACAGCUAUAUUCAACAAAUCAACAUAGUUGUUUUUUAUAUCUUGGUUCAAUUCUUGUUGAUGAAUAUGCUGCUGAUCAUGCAUGUGCUUCUGGUCUUGUACGUAUGCUUGAAGCAUUUAUUGGACCAACAUUUACAAUAUUACAAGUUACUGAUGGUUUAAAAAAUCAUCCAGAUACUGUUGAUGAUUUAUUUCGUUUAUGUGCAAGAUUUUUACAAAGAGGACCAAUUGCAUUUUUACAUUCAGCUGCAUUAAGUAGUAUUAUUGAUUGUGCACUAAUGGCAUCUUCACUUGAUCACAGAGAUGCAAAUGCUUCUGUUAUGAAAUUUUUUUAUGAUUUUCUUCAUAGUGGACGUAAUCAUGAUGAACGAUCAGAUUAUACAAUUAGACGUCAAUUAGUACAAGGUAUUUUAGCUGAAAAAGGAAAAGCAUUAGUUACAAGUUUACUACAAGCUGCUGUAUUUUCAUUAUCAACAUAUAUGCUUCAAGAUGUUGCUGAUGUACUUGUUGAGCUCACCCUGACUGAUGGAGCGUCAAUGGCAAUAUGGCUGGAGGAAGCAAUAAAGUCAAUGCCAACACAAAAUGCAGUUGGAUUACCAACAGCAACACCAGAACAACUUCUGGAAUUUCACAGUACAAUAUUGAGGACAACAGACUCACCGAAGACAGUGAUGCAUGCCUUACGAAAUUUUGCUCGUUUAUAUCGUUGACGUGAGUUUUAAAAUGAAUAAUAAUAAACAAAAAAAAAAAUAAGCUUAAUAAAUAAUUGAAUAAAAAUGUCAAGUGAUGAAGAAAAAAUAAAUUAACAAAAAAAUAAUGAGGGAGGAUGAGAGACACCUCUGUGUUUACGAAUCCAUUAAUGCUGAAAAAAAAAAAAAAUUAAAAUUGCAGUUAUUUUAUUCACAUGUAAUGUUGGACAAUAUUUUUAUUUUCAAGUGCAAUGUAUGAAAUAAUAUCUCUGACAAUAUAAAUAAUAUCGACAAGAAAAUAAAAAUUAAAUUUUCGACAUUCAAUUUAAUUAAAACUCAGCUCAAUUGUUUUUGUUUUUAUGUAAUAAUAAUUUUUAAACUUGUUAAUUUAAAAUAAUCAUUUAGACAAAGUGAUUAGACAUAAUUAUGAUUAUUAUUUUUUAAAAAUUGUAUAACACUUUGUGGAUAAAUACACUGCACUUUUUUUUUUUUUUUCUACAAAAUAAAUUUUUUGUAAUAUAUAUUUUAAUGAGCAUUAAUUGAGUGAUCAAGUGAAUUCAUUUCUUUUUUGUUUUUUUUUUUUUCGUGUUGGUGCGUGAAAAUAUGACAUUUAUGUUGAAAAAAUGAUGAUUAUUAUGAGUGAAACGGUCUUUAUGCAUUUAUGAAUAUAAAGAGAACAAUGAAAAUAAAUAAAUGUGUAAAAGUUAUGAAAGAUAUAAUAUAAAGUGAAUUGUACACAUCUCUCUUUCUUACUCUUAUUUUUUUGUCUCUUUUUUGUAAAGAGAAGAUAUGUACUACUGAUCUUAUAAACACCAAGUUGACAAUGCAUUUUUACAACAAUCAAUUCCAUGAUUCAUCUUUACAUAAAUAGUCACAACCUUAUAUACAUUCUAAAUACCUGAAGUUUAAAUAAAUAUUGUACGAUUGUGUCUUUGCAAUAAAUUAUUUUGCAUUUUAUUAUUUUA